CUGAUUUUUAACGACGUGAUUUGGAGGCAGGCCCCAUCAGUGUUCACCAUGUCGCGGAGAGGAACAAGUGCCCUAUGGUUGAUUGGCGCUGUACUGUUGGGAUUGGUAUGGCUGGUUGCUGGUGAAAAAAAUGCUGUAUGUUACUACGGAUCGUGGGCAACGUACCGCCCUGCACGAGGACGGUUUGAAGUCGAAAAUAUCAAUCCGCACCUGUGCACUCAUUUGGUGUAUACCUUCUUCGGAUUACAUGCGAACGGAACGAUCCACGUUUUGGAUCCGUGGCUAGAUUUGGAGGAUAACUGGGGUCGAGGUAACAUCAAAAGGUUUAACGAGCUGAAAAAUAUCAAUCCUCGCUUGAAAACCCUAGCUGCAAUUGGUGGUUACAACGAGGGAUCAGAAGAUUUCUCCAAGGUAGCUGAUAGCGCUGAUUUGCGGCAUGUUUUUGCUGAAGAUUGCAGAGACUUUUGCUUGAGACAUGGCUUCGAUGGGGUCGAUAUCGAUUGGGAAUAUCCCAGCACGGCUGAUAGGACCAAUUUCGUUUUAUUGCUAGCUGAUUUACGACAAGUGCUUUCCGAAGCCGGAUUGAUGCUGACGGCAGCCGUUGCUGCACAUGUAGACCAAGCGGCUAUCUCGUACGAUAUUCCGUCUAUCUCGGUGCUGUUGGAUCACAUCAAUUUGAUGGCGUAUGAUUUCAAUGGCGCAUGGAACAGUGUAACGGGUCACAAUGCACCACUUUUUGCGGGUCCUGCGGAUGUAACGGACUUCCAGCGGACGUUGAACGUCGAUUACAGUGUGCGAUACUGGCUGGGACAGGGAGCUCCAGCUUUUAAAAUGAACGUCGGAGUUGCGUUUUAUGGAAGAACCUUUACACUCGCGAAUACGGCACUCAGUGGACUACAAGCUCCGGCGAUUGGACCUGGACUUGCAGGACCAUAUUCCCAACAAGAAGGUUGGCUUGCUUAUUUCGAGAUCUGUACUAAUUUUCCAAUAAACGAUUGGAUUCGUCACUGGGACAACGAUCAGCGAAUACCGUUUGGAGUGAAGGGCGAUCAGUGGAUUGGCUAUGAUGAUGUGGAGUCAGUCCAACAAAAGUGCGAUAACAUCCAUCAACAUAACUUAGGAGGUGCAAUGGUGUGGUCCAUCGAUCAAGACGAUUUUCACGGCUAUUGUGGCGUACAAUAUCCCCUUUUGUGGACUCUUGAACGAUGCUUUAAUUGAUAUUCAAUUAAAAUUAAUAC
Culex quinquefasciatus (southern house mosquito) is the source of this 1238-nucleotide messenger RNA. Its product is annotated as acidic mammalian chitinase-like. Bases 49 to 1218 code for a protein of 389 amino acids. Gene Ontology annotation, molecular function: chitin binding; chitinase activity. The transcript is spliced from 4 exons. Gene Ontology annotation, cellular component: extracellular region. NCBI's taxonomy places the organism in Eukaryota, Metazoa, Arthropoda, Insecta, Diptera, Culicidae. Gene Ontology annotation, biological process: chitin catabolic process; carbohydrate metabolic process. The record is from RefSeq and is a predicted model, not a curated record.